Messenger RNA from Amaranthus tricolor (Joseph's coat), 2437 nucleotides. Its product is annotated as protein NRT1/ PTR FAMILY 7.3-like. Gene Ontology annotation, molecular function: transmembrane transporter activity. Gene Ontology annotation, cellular component: membrane. The transcript is spliced from 5 exons. Gene Ontology annotation, biological process: transmembrane transport. The coding region runs from base 104 to 1897 and encodes 597 amino acids. NCBI's taxonomy places the organism in Eukaryota, Viridiplantae, Streptophyta, Magnoliopsida, Caryophyllales, Amaranthaceae. The record is from RefSeq and is a predicted model, not a curated record.
AGUAAACCAUCUUUCAUUGUCUUAAUUAACUCCUUCAACUUACUGAAAUCUCUUCAUUAUUCUCCUAAUUCUCAAAUUAAAACUCAACUUAUUACAUUCAUCAAUGGCUAUUGGUGGGGUUACCAAAAAGAAAAAAUUGAGCAAACAACAAGAUGAUGUUUACACAAUGGAUGGAACAGUGAACCAUAGAAAUCACCCAGCCAGCCGCCAAGAUACUGGAAAAUGGUUUGCCGGCAAUAUCAUUCUUGUGAAUCAGGGAUUCGCUACCUUGGCAUUUUUUGGAGUUGGGGUGAACUUGGUACUGUUCUUGACAAGGGUGCUGGAGGAAAACAAUGCGGAUGCUGCAAACACCGUAAGCAAAUGGACCGGAACCGUCUACAUCUUCUCUCUUGUUGGUGCUUUCCUUAGUGAUGCAUACUGGGGAAGAUUUAAAACAUGUGCAAUCUUUCAACUAACCUUUGUCAUUGGUUUGGCUUCACUGUCUUUAUCAACAUAUCUCUUGCUGAAACCAACAGGCUGUGGAGAUAGAACAACUCCGUGUGGAAAACACUCAAACACGGAGAUUGGGCUGUUUUACCUUUCUAUCUACCUAGUCGCCUUAGGAUAUGGAGGGUAUCAGCCAAACAUAGCAACAUUUGGUGCGGACCAGUUUGAUGAAGACUAUCAAAGGGAGUCGCAUUCAAAGGUCGCCUUUUUCAGCUAUUUCUACCUAGCAAUGAAUCUGGGCCAACUCUUCUCUAAUACUAUACUAGGAUACUUUGAAGACGAGGGGAUGUGGGCUCUAGGAUUCUGGGCAUCAGCUGGCUGCGCCUUUCUAGCACUUGUUUUGUUCCUUGUCAGAACACCAAAGUACCGAUAUUUCAAGGCAACAGGCAAUCCAGUGUCAAGGGUAUGCCAAGUAGUUGUCGCUGCGAUCAAGAAAUGCAGGACUGAAUUGCCAGAAGGAGAGAGACUGUAUGAAGCAGAAGUAAAAGAAUGUUCCAACGAUGGAAACAGAAAAUUACUCCACACUGAAGGUUUCAAAUUCUUGGACAAAGCAGCCUACAUCAAGUCUGGAGAUUUCUACAACCAAGAGCAAGGCCUUCACAACCCGUGGUGUCUUUGCCCCAUAACACAAGUUGAGGAAGUUAAGUGCAUAUUAAGGUUACUUCCAAUAUGGUUGUGCACCAUCAUCUACUCGGUAGUGUUUACCCAAAUGGCAUCACUCUUCGUUGAACAAGGCGCUGCUAUGAAAACUACUGUUGCAAACUUCAGAAUCCCAGCUGCAAGCAUGUCCAGCUUUGACAUUCUAAGUGUUGUAGCUUUUAUCUUCAUCUAUAGACGAGUUCUUGAUCCAAUUAUGAGCAGGAUGAAAAUGACGGAGUCUGGAGGGCUCCCUGAGCUGCAUAGAAUGGGUAUUGGCCUGAUUAUCGCAGUUUUAGCCAUGGUCUCAGCUGGAAUUGUGGAGUGCUACAGACUCAAGUAUGCCAUAAAGGAUUGCUCACAUUGCAAGGCACCAAAUCCUAGCUCGCUAAGUAUAUUCUGGCAAAUUCCUCAAUAUGUUUUCAUUGGGGCAUCAGAAGUGUUUAUGUACGUGGGACAGUUGGAAUUUUUCAACGCCCAAGCACCUGAUGGACUAAAGAGUUUCGGAAGUGCUUUGUGUAUGACAUCAAUCUCGCUAGGAAAUUACGUAAGCAGCCUGAUCGUCUCAAUAGUAAUGAAAAUCUCAACAGAAGAUCAUAUGCCAGGGUGGAUACCGGGAAAUCUUAACAAGGGUCACUUGGACAGGUUUUACUUCCUAUUAGCAGCUCUCACAACAGUUGAUUUUGUUGUCUAUAUAUUAUGUGCAAGAUCAUACAAGGGCAUCAAGCUGGAAGGAAAAUCUGACAAAGACAACCAAGCUGAGUAUGAAGUCUGAAGGCUACACUAAUGUCUGUCAAGGCGUUAAUGGCUUCGCUUGACAUUUUUUUUUUUAAAAAAAAAAAAAAAAAAAAAAAGAAAAAAACUGGUGUACAUUCAUCGUGAAGUCUUAAGCAAACCAGGGAAAAGAAGACUACUAAGCGGAAGCAACAAGAAUCAUUUGAACCAGUUGCUCUCUUACCUGUAAAGGACUGAAAGAUAAAACUGAAACCUCAAUGUUUUCUCUAAAGAGCCAGGCUUGAGCAACAAGUUCAAUGUAAUUGUUGGUUUUUUGCCCUACCAACUGGAUGCUCACCUCUUGGCUCCGAUUGUAGAGACUAGACUAUGUAUUUUAAUUACGAGAAUACAUUUUGCCCAUUUCCUAUUGAUCUCUUUCUUUCUUAAUUAUUCACCCGUUACCUUUCAUAUGAAAAAACAUCUGGAACACAUUCUGCUCCAUGUCUGAGCUGUAUUUUAAAGAAUAAAUCUACAUUUAUUCAGGGAUCAUAUUUGAAAUAGUUUAUAGGAAAUUUCAUGUGGUAACCCUGAGGUUUUGGGU